UGGGCUAUGCUGGGGAUGGAUUUAAUUGCCAUGAUGAAAGGCCAACAGACAAAAACACCAGACAUUGCCGAUGCCGACUUAGAGCUGAAACCAACAGCACCGCUCAGGGUCCUAUCUUGUUUGACCUCCCGACCUUGAUCUACGGCCACAAGACUUUGUGGGCCACGGACAUGUAUGGCAACGAGAGCGCCGCUUAUGUCAUCACGGACAAGUACCCCAACUUCUUCAACACACUGCGUAGACGCAAGGCCAUUGGCAGCCGAGAGGACCUCCUCACAUGCCUCAAGGUGCUCCGUAGCUGCCCUACCGACUGCGAACGCCUGGCGAGGAUCAUCGUAGGUGACACCCUGGGGUUUGAGACCAAGCUGUUGGUGGAGAACUCGGCCCAUGACCAAGUCUACAAAACCAUGGGCCAGAUCAUGUGCGAGACGUACAACCAUCACAUUGAUCCCCCAGGGAAGAGAGUGGUAGUAUUUUAUAAUCCCGGGGAGGACUGCGGGGACGAGCUAAGUACAUACGCAUCAGAGGCGUAUCUAUGCUGCAACUCGGAGGGCGUGUCUGGCAUUGGUAAAUUGACUUUCUGGAACCGGAAGUGUAGUGGAGGAGUGAAAUUGUCGGAACUCCUCGUUGGCUAA
Messenger RNA from Lingula anatina, 635 nucleotides. RefSeq lists its product as uncharacterized. Gene Ontology annotation, molecular function: calcium ion binding. NCBI's taxonomy places the organism in Eukaryota, Metazoa, Brachiopoda, Lingulata, Lingulida, Lingulidae. The record is from RefSeq and is a predicted model, not a curated record.